AUGGAGUGCACUGUUUGCUUAAAUGAAUGGAACUCUGACAAAUGCAUACCAAGGAUGCUUAAUUGUGGCCAUUCGUUCUGUGAAGGUUGUUUGAAACUUAUGUAUAAACCUGCGAACAAAUAGCUUCAAUGUCCAUCAUGCUUAACAAAUCAUAAUUUUGAAAAAAUAGAAGACCUGUAGAAAAUGAUAAAAAAUUUCACUCUCCUGUCCAUAGUUGAAGCUGCUAAAUUUGGGAAUACCCCAACUCCUAAUAAUUCAAAUUAUGGUACAGGUGGAAUGUCAAAAGCUAAUUCUAAGAACUUCAGCAAGUCUAAAACUGCGCUUGUUGGUGGUUAGGGCCUAGGUCCUAAAAAGCAAGGAGGGGCUUUCGAGAGAGAUAUGGAUGAUUUGGAGGAAUGCAAAAGUGAAGAUGAAGAGUAUAUUGAUUAAAUAGAGGAGGAUGAGAAUGGCAAUUAAAUCAUAAGGAAAAGAAGGAAAAGGUCACGCGAUAUUGAGGGUGGUAAAUUCCAAGCGAGUAAGUAUGUUCUCCCUCCGACCAUCCAAUAUAACCAGAAAUGUCAGAAUCAUGACAUGAUCAUACACUCUUACAUAAAGGAAACUAAAGAAAUACUUUGCACUAAAUGUAUAUAUGAGAAAAACUUAAACAUAAACUAAAUUGAGAUAUUCCCUCAAGUUAUUAAGGAUAUCAAAUAAAGCAUUGAAUCAACAAGAAUAAUGAUUCUUUACAGACGUUCAUAACUUUAUCAAACUUUGAAAUACUUGGAGCGAAUGUAGCGAGGAAAUCGAGAAGUUAUUGAGAACAAAUUGAAGGACCAUUUUAGUAAGAUUAGAAGAGUUAUUGAUUCCUUUGAGGCAAAAAUGCACUCUCAGCUGGAGGACUUAGUUGAGUAGUAGAAUGUCAAACUUACUAAUGUGCACUAACAAGUAGAAGAGCAUCUUGAUAAACUGUAGAAUGCAGAUCUCAACAUGAGUUCUCUAGAAAGUCAUGAUGAUAAUGAAAUUGUGUACAUGACUAAAAUUAUUGAAGAUUAGAGAGCACCUCUAAUUAAUUUCAAAAUUGAGGACAUACAGUUUGAGGAUGUAUCUAUUGCUCUUCAACUUAGAGAAAGUGCUUAUGAGAAGAUUGAAAAUUUAUUAGGAGGAACUUGCAAUGUACUUCUAGACAAUCUAAGAUUUGAUGAUGACAGUCCAAUAAAGUUUGAGCAUAUUCUUGAAAAAGAAAAAUUCUGGAUAUGUGUUAAUUGCAAUAAUUAAGUUGGAAACGAUGAGAUAUUCUGUGAGAAGUGUUAAAUUUUCAGGCCACUUGAGAUGUUUAAAAACCUACUUCACAAUCCGAUGAAUGUAACUGAUGAUGAAAUAGCAUCACUAAACGAAAGACGUAAAAAAGAAAAGCAACUUAUUUUAGAUAGAGAUCUAGACUGUGGCUCUGAUAAGCUAUGGUUUAUGGUAUCAAGUGAGUGGCUUAAUCAAUGGAAAUCUUUCGUUUCAAAUAAAAUCUCAGCAACUCUCAAGGCAGAGAAUAAAGCUGCAAAUGUAAGAAAAUCUGAAAACCCAAAAAUUGGCGUUUUGCCACCAGGUCCUAUUUCUAACGAUGAUUUAUUCAUUAAAGUUAUUGAAGGAAAAGAUGUCUAAUCUGUAAUUAGAGAAAAUCUUGAGCUAAAUAAAGACUACCGGGGAGUGAACAGAGAGGUAUGGUAGAUCUUUCACAGAAUGUAUGGCGGUGGUCCAAUAAUAGUUAGAGAUGAUUUAGAUAUUUAUUCUAGAGAUCUUUCAAAAGAUCCGCUUCAAAAGGGCUAGGGAAGAGGCAAAGAUUCUCUGACUAGAAAGAGAGGACCUAGUGGAAAUAAAAACUUGAAUAGUGGCUAAGGUAGUAGUACAAAUAACAAUAUUUUUGCCAAAGUUACGAGUCCAAAGAAUCUUAACUUUGUAUCAUCAAAUAAUAAUGCAAAUGCUAGCUAUAGAAAAAAAAGAAAUCUUUUCUUAAGUGAAAAUAUUGGAAUUGAGGAUGAAGAUGGAAUCCCAGAAGAACAUCUGGAUAUGUAAAAUCAAGCUAAUCUCAAACUUGGAAACUUUAAUCUUAAAUUCAAUGCUAAUGUUUAGCCAAACAGAUAAAACAUAUUAGACUAAAAUAAUAGACAAAAUCAUCCCAAAAGUGUGAUGGGUUUGGGCAGUGUAUCUUUUUCAUAAGUGAAUUAACUCGACCUAGAUGAUCCAGAUCUCCUAAUGAGUUAUAAUAUGAGCGCUAAAUAAGCAUAGAGGAAAUAAUAAAAUUAUAACUAUUAGAAAGCACCUAGUCAUGAAUAAGAUAUUUUUGAUUAAUCAAAAUCUCCUGACUCAGCAAAUAAGGGUUAUAGAGCGAACAACAAUAAUAGUGAUAAUAUAGGCAAUAUAAAGAGCAAUAACAACAACAUUAAUCAAUAUGAAAAUGAAUCUAACUUCAUGGCUAAGUUGAUGAGGAACAGAAAAUAAUGA
This is a messenger RNA of Stylonychia lemnae, 2472 nucleotides long. Lineage: Eukaryota; Ciliophora; Spirotrichea; Sporadotrichida; Oxytrichidae. The record is from the annotation of a GenBank genome assembly.